AUGUCUUACCCAUCUACCUACACAGCCUACCGUCGCAGCGCAGGCAAAGACAGCGCCUCGCGUCAAAACCCUCUCACUCUUGAAAAAAGCCAGGAAACGCUCCCUCAAGAAAAGGACCUUGGGCCCAACGAUGUGGUCAUCAAGAUCCACGCUGUAUCGCUCAACUACCGUGACGUCGCUAUGCUGGUUAAGGAGUACCCCGUCCAUAUCACUGAACAAGGCAUCCCAUGCUCCGACUGCGCAGCCGAGGUCGUUGGGUUGGGGUCUGCAGUCAAGGACUUCCACAUAGGAGAUGUCGUUGCUCCAAUUUGCAGCCAAGGCGACCUUCACCCAACCGAUGAUGGCAUUUCAGUGGCUAUCGGUGCGAACGGUCCAGGCACACUGAGGCAGUACGGUAUCUACCAAGCAAAGCACCUAGUACACUUGCCAAAGAACUUGUCCUGGGAGGAGGGCUCGAUGCUCCCAUGCGCAGGCGUCACUGCUUGGAACUCAUUGGAUUCAUUGAAAACUGUGCAGGAGCACGCUAGUGCCCUUCUCCAAGGAACCGGCGGUGUUUCUAUGUUCUCCCUGCUACUUUGUCUCGCCGGAAACAUCACACCAAUCAUCACGUCUUCCUCGGACGAGAAGAUCAAAGCUAUUCAAGAGAAGAUCAGUGAUAAGGUUCGCGGUCUGAACUACAAAACCGAUGAUCAAGCCGCCAAGAUCAAGGAAAUCACGAAUGGUCGUGGUGUUGACUUCGUCGUCAACAACACCGGCGUUGGCUCCCUUAUCGAUGAAAUCGGCUACCUAUGCCCCCGUGGCGGGACUAUUUCUCUCGUUGGUUUCCUUGCUGGCUGGGAGGCUGAUUGGAAGCCAUCUGAUCUCAUCGCCUUGAUGGGCAAGGGCGCAAAGUUGAAGGGUAUCUCUGUUGGAUCGAAGAAGGAUUUCAAAGACAUGAAUGCGUUUAUUGAGAAAAAGAAUGUGAAGUUCGAUGUCAUGUUGGACAGGACUUUCGGGUUUGAAGACGCGAAGAAAGCAUUCGAUCUGCAACUAUCGGGUAACUUUUCCGGUAAGAUCGUUAUCAAGGUCGCGGAAUGA
This is a messenger RNA of Alternaria burnsii, 1077 nucleotides long. RefSeq lists its product as uncharacterized. The coding region runs from base 1 to 1077 and encodes 358 amino acids. NCBI's taxonomy places the organism in Eukaryota, Fungi, Ascomycota, Dothideomycetes, Pleosporales, Pleosporaceae. The record is from RefSeq and is a predicted model, not a curated record. The transcript is spliced from 3 exons. Gene Ontology annotation, molecular function: oxidoreductase activity.